Notechis scutatus (mainland tiger snake) is the source of this 2619-nucleotide messenger RNA. The record is from RefSeq and is a predicted model, not a curated record. Lineage: Eukaryota; Metazoa; Chordata; Lepidosauria; Squamata; Elapidae.
UUCAAAGCCAGGAUUUCCUUUGAGGGGGAAGGAAAGAAGGAAGGAAAAAAGGAAGGACCAGCAGGGAUCCGUCCUGCGACCCCAGAAAUGGUCCCGUGAAGGAAGAGGCUCCUGGAGACCCCCAGAGUCCCUGGUGCCCUUUGGAGCUGUUCUGCGGGAAAGAGGAAGGAUGGAGACACACCCUUUGGCCAAGGAGGGGAGCGGGAAAGGCCCUGCGGCUCUUCGGCCUGAGAGCUUUGGGGAGAGCUGGACCAGAACUGGGCAGAAGGUCCUGCAGGAGGGAAUCCUCCUCCCUUCAGAAGUUCCACCCUGGACCUCCAUCCAAUACCAGGAGGCUGAGGGUCCCCGAGAACUUUGCAGCCGACUCCAUGACUUGUGCAGGCGAUGGCUGAGCCCAGGAAAGCACAACAAAGCCCAGAUGCUGGACCUGGUGGUUCUGGAGCGGCUCCUGGCUCUCCUGCCCCCAGAGAUGGAGGGCUGGGUGCGGGAGUGUGGAGCAGAGAGUAGUUCCCAGGCGGUGGCUCUGGCGGAAGGCUUCCUCCUGAGCCAGGCAGAGGAGCAGAAGGAGCAUCUCCAGAAGCAGUCACACAGUGUGGAGAUAAGAGAUCCUGAGGGAAAGAAGAACCCAUCAAAUGCCCCUCAGGAGCUAUUUUUCAGGAGGAUCCCUUGGGAAGAUCCAAGUCAGGACACCUCAGGAGAGAAACAAAGAAUGAAGCUUUCUGGUUUUUAUGAGGGAGAUCAAACGGCUGUUGAACCUCCACAUCAAGAGGGUCUUGUGUCCUUCAAGGACGUGGCUGUGUAUUUCUCUGAGGAGGAAUGGUCUCGGCUAGAUCCUGACCAGAAAGCACUGCAUUCAGAAGUCAUGCUUGAAAACCAUAGGAAUGUGGUCUCUUUGGGUAAUAAUGGGCAGGAGAAUCAAGAUUCCUAUGAAUUGUUCCAAGUGAUCAAUGCUAAAGAUGGAACGGAGAAGUUUGGAAUUCAAAUAGAAUUUGAAAGCCAUGAGAGAAACCAGUCAAAAAAUUGCAACCAAGAAAGCUCAUCUUCCAGUGAGGCUCCGAUGCAAGACUUUCUUGCCCAACAAGAGAAAAUAAGGAAAAAAUAUACUGGAAAAAGUGUGAAGCUAUUCAAAGGUAAAGUACAAGUAAGUGAACACUAUUUAACCCAAAACAAAAGAGAAGAUGCUAUAAGAAGACACAAUGGACAAAAUUGCAAUGGAACAUUUGUUCUUUCUCUUGGGAGUAACUUCCUUACAUCUCAAAAAGCGAUGGACACAAAAGAGAAGCCUUAUAAAUGUUUGGAAUGUGGAAAAUGUUUUAGAACAAGCUGGGAAUUUAGUUCCCAUGAAAGGACCCACAUGGGGGAAAAGCUCUACAAAUGCAUGGAGUGUGGAAAGACUUUUGCUCAUAGCAAUACACUUACUAUCCAUAAUAGGAUCCACACAGGGGAGAAACCAUAUAAAUGCAUGGAAUGUGGAAAGACCUUUACUCAGGACAGCUAUCUUAAAAGGCACAAAAAGAUCCACACAGGAGAGAAAUCGUAUGAAUGCAUAGAGUGCGGAAAGACCUUUACUCAUGGCAGUAGCCUUAAAAGCCACAAAAAGCUCCAUACAGGAGAGAAACCAUUUAAAUGCAUGGAGUGUGGAAAGACCUUUGCUCAGGACAGUAAUCUUAAAAGGCACAAAAAGAUCCACUCAGGAGACAAACCGUUUAAAUGCAUGGAGUGUGGAAAAACCUUUGCUCAAAGUGGUCAUCUUAUUCUCCAUAAUAUGAUACACACAGGAGAGAAGCCGUAUAAAUGCAUGGUGUGUGGAAAGACCUUUACUCAGGACAGUGAUCUUAAAAGGCACAAAAAGAUCCACACAGGAGAGAAGCCAUAUAAAUGUAUGGAGUGUGGAAAGACCUUUACUCAGAGCAGUAGCCUUAGAAGCCACAAAAUGAUCCACGCAGUGGAGAAACCAUAUAAAUGCAUGGAGUGUAGAAAGACAUUUGCUCAAAGAGGUCAUUAUAUUUCCCAUAAGAUGAUCCACACAGGGGAGAAGCCAUUUAAAUGCAUGGAGUGUGGAAAGACCUUUGCUUAUAGCAAUGGACUCAGACAACACACAAAGAUCCACUCAGGAGAGAAACCAUUUAAAUGCACGGAAUGUGGAAAGUCCUUUGCUCAUAGAUAUAAACUUACUUCCCAUAAGACGAUCCACAUGAAAGAAGCCAUAUAAAUGCAUGUAAUGGGGAAAGACCUUUGCUCAUAGUUGACAUCUUAUUUCCCAUUAGAAAUUAGAUGAAAGAUUGUUGUUAUGUAGGAAUUAAAUACAAAGAAGGUUGACAAUUAGAAACAUAUUGAUAUAAUUAAAUAAGCUAAUACAAGAAAUUCAGUUAAAAUUGUUACACUAUCAUUAUUGUUACUAUGUUACCAUAUUGAUAUUUGUUUGUUCUUUUUCCUAAAUGAUAUGCCCUGACAAUACGCUGUAUUCAAAAUGUGUAUGAAUAAAAAUAAAACAUAUACUAAAAUAAAAUACCAUGCAUGAAAUGUGGAAAGAGUUUUGCUCCAAAUGGUCAUCUUCUCCUAAAAGGAUCCAUGGUUGGGAGAAACUACAUAGCAACAGCAAUUCCACUUAGACUUAUG